CCUAGCCUGAACCUUUUUUUCAAACUUAAUUACCCGGAACGAGUUUGGGAUGCUUCUGCCUUUCUUCCCUACGCUACCGACUCCCUCCUCUUAUAUAUACUUGGCGGGCAUUUCUCCUCCUCAAACAAGAAUACCCCUUUCAUUAGUAUGUCUUUGUUUGUGUUCUGUUCAGUCUAAUUUCAUGGCAUCUACUUCUAGGAACCCCGAACUUGAGAUUACAAACGCUUUUGAAGGAAUCGCACCAUCUGCAUCUACUUCUGGUAGAUCCACAAUGCCAGAGAGAAAGUUGCCAUACGAUGUAUUUAUUAACCAUCGUGGCCCUGAUGUCAAGGACACACUCGCAGCUACUCUCUAUAAAACCCUCACUGACAUGGGAUUGAGGGUUUUUUUGGAUAAAAACGAGCUUCAAUUGGGGGAUUUCUUGCCCAUAGAAAUAGAGGAGGCAAUGCGCAGUGCUUCACUUCAUGUAGCAAUAUUUUCUCAGAAUUAUGCAGAAUCCCCAUGGUGUUUGGCAGAGCUUUCAUUUAUGAUCAAAACAGGCACUAAAAUUGUUCCUGUUUUCUAUCAUGUUGAAACUGAUGUUGUCCGAUAUGCUAAAGAGGUCUAUGCUAAAGCAUUUUCCCGGCAUGAAGAAAAGGGUAGAUACACCUUGGAAAAGCUUCAGGAGUGGAAGGAUGCACUAAACAAUGUUUCAUAUAAUGUUGGCGUCAUCACCCAUAAUGAAGAUGAAGAGGAGAGCCUGUUGAAGAAAAUUGUUGGCUGUGUCUUGAAAGAUAUAAAAAAUGUGCCAUUUGUAGUUGCCAACCAUCCAAUUGGUCUAGAUGAAAUUCUAAUAGACUUUGAAAGGACAACACUUCAAUCUGCAAAUAGCCAUGACAAUGUGCAAGUUGUGGGAAUAUGGGGUAUGGGUGGAUCUGGCAAAACCACUUUUGCCAAACACUUAUAUAAUAAGAAAUACAAAAUGAUGGGAAGGUCUAGUUUUCUAUUAGAUGUUAGAGAUGCUGCUUCUAAAGGUCUAUUGCAUAAUAAACAGAAAAAACUUCUAGAGGACCUUGGUCUCCGUGGAGUAUCAAUUGAGAAUAUAGAAGAAGGAAAGGGGAUUCUUGCUAGCCGUUUGAGAUCUCUUCAGCUGCUCAUUAUUCUAGAUAAUGUGGAUAACUCAGACCAAUUGGAUGCUCUAGUGCCCCAGAAGGAUAAUCUUGGAUGUAAUAGUUUAAUUGUAGUGACCACAAGAGAACUUGAAGUCCUAAGAUGUUGGGGUAUCUCAUCCAUUUAUAAAAUGAAACCAUUGAAUCCAUCUCAUGCCAAGCAGCUCUUCUGUUGGCACGCUUUCUUGCAGCCCUCUCCACUCCAAGAGUUUGAAGAUUUGGUUGAAAGAUUCCUACAUGUUUGCAAUGGAUUACCGUUUUCUCUAAAGAUUUUUGGAGCACAAUUAUAUGAUAUCUCCAACAAAGAGAAUUGGAAGAGUCUAUUGCAUAAGAUCUCUAGAGUACUAAACAAAGACAUCAAAGACAGACUAAAAAUAAGUUAUGAUGUCUUAGAUGAUGAAGAGAAGCAGAUCUUUUUAGAUACAGCAUGUUUCUUCAUUGGAGAGAAGAAAUCUUCAGCCAUUGCAGUUUGGGAUGGAUCAGGGUGGAGUGGCCUGCAUAGUUGGGGAAAGCUUCUGAAUAAGUGUCUUGUUGAACUUGAUGAUGACGAUCGCAUCAAAAUGCACGACCACUUAAGAGAUUUGGGCAGAGAAAUUGCAAAUAAUCAGUCACCCUUCCGUCUCUGGUCUCCUCAGCUGAUAGACCAGUUUAUUAAUAUUGAAAAUGUAGAUCAGAAAAUUGCCAUUCGAGGAAUAAUGGCCACAACAGAUGAAUCCAUCAAGAAGAUUGAGCAGUUUGCUCGAUGUUCUUGUAGCCUAGCACGCGCUUUUCCUGAAUUGAAAAUUCUUCACGUUAGAGGAAAAUUUAAUUAUGAAGUACUUGGUGAUCUAUCAAGAAAUCUGGUAUGGCUUCGUUUGUCCGACAUUGAGCAGAGAAAUCUUCAGUCAUUGAGUCUAUUGGAAAAUUUAAGGGUUUUAGACCUCAACGAAUCAUCGCUGGAGAAAUUACAGCUAAGAGAACUAUGGAUUACUGACAGUUAUGCCCCUUUGCAGUUGAGAGAGUUGGUUAUUUCUGGAUGUCAUAAUUUCCAAAGAUUUCCAAAGUCAAUAGGAUGUCUCAGGCAUUUGAAAAAGAUAGUCAUGGAGCGUAUGAGUUAUAUCACGAAUCUACCAGAAGAAUUUUGUCUUCUUCAAUCGCUGGAGCACCUGAAGUUGAGGUAUUCAAUGGUCUGUUCGCUGCAUAGCAGUUUUGGUGAUUUGAGAAAUCUGGAGCACCUUGAUUUGUCCUGGUCUAAAAAUCUAUUAUCACUACCCAACAGUUUUGGUGAUUUGAGAAAUUUGGGGCACCUUGAUUUGCAAGGGUGUAACAAUCUAUCAUCGCUACCCAGCAGUUUUGUUGAGUUAAAAAAUCUGAGGUACCUUGAUCUGUCCUAUUGCCAUGAAUUGAGGAAGUUGCCAGUUUCUUUUGAAGAGCUCACACUCCUGCAGCACCUUGACUUCUAUCAUUGUGAUAGCCUCACCUUGGAGUUGAACAUUUUGGAGAACAUGAUCAAGCUAGAGUAUUUGGAUCUCCGUUGCUGUCAGCAAUUGGAAGAGUUGCCUCCUCACAUAAAAAAUCAACACUCCCUGAUAGACCUCCGUUUAGAUACAGGUAGUCUAAGGGAGAUACCAGUGAAUAUCAGUCAACUGAGCAAAUUGCAAAAGUUGACUAUCGUUGGGAGGUUCUUGACCAGCCUACCAACAUCUUUGGGAGAUUUGCCUUGCUUGACUUCUCUUGAAAUUCGGAACUGUCACAAGCUGGAAUGUUUACCUGACUCAUUGUGGUGCCUUAAUCUAUUAGAGAAUUUAAUAUUAAGUAAUUCAGGAGUGAAAUCCUUACCAAAAUCAGUUGGGCAACGAAUUAAUCUUCGAAAAUUGUAUAUAAUGUGGUGUCCAAUCGACGAAUUGGAUCUCGGGGCAGGGUUGUUUACUUGUUUGAAGUGGAUAGAGCUAGAUUCAACUGAAGUGUCCAAGAUCUCCAUCUCCACAGAUUGUUGUCCCGACCUCAAGAGUCUGUUAUUUUGUAAGAAUGACAAUUUAAAGAAGAUAGAAGUCCUACCAAAUUCACUCGAGUACAUAGCUUUGAAAGGGAGCCCCAAGUUGAAUGCGCUUCCUAGUUUUGCGCAAUUUUCUUCUCUCCGAGUCCUUGUACUUCAAGAUUGCUAUGGAAUUAUGAAAAUGCAAGGUUUGGAACAUUGCUCAGCGUUGGAGAAGCUGAUAGCACAUACAAAAUGGCAGGAAGCAGGUAUAGAAAGUUUGGAGCGCAUGGAAAGAUUGAAAAAAGUGCAACUCAAAGCAAUCAGCAGAUCAGGUGUUGAAGAUCGCAUUCAAAGGAUGCAGAAAUGGCCAAAAGAAGAAAUUGUAGUAUGCGCGCGGGCAAUCCCUGAUGCAGCCACACGUCUACAGUCCUUUGCCUUCCCCAAUCUCUCUGUCCUUUACUCCUUCGCUAAACGGAAAACGAACUCCGCUCCACCCCUCGAAUGGCCCUCCACUGCUCGCUGCAUUCUGCUAUGUUUUGUUGUAAACAGGGAAUUUUCACAAAUUUCUCAGUUACGCCUCGAGAUAGAAUCUGGACGAUAUGGAUCACAAUAUUUGGAUAUACAUAUAUAUCCUAUGGAGUUGGAGGCGGGCAAAUGGAUAUGGAUGGCUAUCUUGCAACGUUCCUCUCCCAGUAUUAUGGGUAGUGAUAGAGAAUUAUGGGUACGUAUAUACUCAGAAAGUCAAUUCCCAGACGAAGUGGAGAAAGGAGUUCUUGUGACGGGAGAAGAGAACAGGGUCAUAGAGGCUUUCACCCGUUUAUGGGCAUUGCUAUCAUAUUAAUAUUGGGAACUUUAUUCAUAUACUUGUGGACUGGUAUAGAUUCGUGCUAAUUUUUAAAAGUAUUUUG
This is a messenger RNA of Cryptomeria japonica (Japanese cedar), 4013 nucleotides long. Its product is annotated as TMV resistance protein N. NCBI's taxonomy places the organism in Eukaryota, Viridiplantae, Streptophyta, Pinopsida, Cupressales, Cupressaceae. Bases 50 to 3946 code for a protein of 1298 amino acids. Gene Ontology annotation, biological process: defense response; signal transduction. Gene Ontology annotation, molecular function: ADP binding. The transcript has 5 exons. The record is from RefSeq and is a predicted model, not a curated record.